CUACUUUAUCAACCGUUGCUAAGUUUUCACUAUAGAGUUUUUAUUUUGAAUCACGGAGUAUACAGGCCUUCGUCGUGCGUUCUCAUGGCCGACUUCCUUUCCACAUUGGAAGUCUCCUAAGUGGCAUCGUACAACGUUGAUUCGUAAUUUAACCACAACGUUAAAAUGUCGGGAGGAUUAGAUGCGUUGGCCCUCAAGGAGGAGGAUGUUACAAAAAUGUUAGCUGCCUGCACACAUCUUGGCAGUGAAAAUGUCAAUUUUCAAAUGGAACAAUACAUCUACAAGUGUCGUGUAGAUGGUGCCGGAGUGAGUGUAAUCAAUCUCCGUCGUACCUGGGAGAAGCUUCUCUUGGCAGCUCGAGCCAUUGUUGCAAUUGAACACCCCAGCGAAGUCUUUGUCAUCAGUUGCCGGCCUCAUGGCCAGCGAGCUGUGCUCAAAUUUGCGGCUCAUACCGGUGCAACCCCUAUCGCCGGUCGUUUCACUCCUGGAGCGUUCACCAAUCAGAUUCAGGCUGCUUUUCGCGAACCUCGUCUUCUGAUUGUAACUGAUCCGGCUUCCGACCACCAACCGAUCACCGAAGCGAGCUACGUCAACAUUCCAGUAAUUGCUUUCUGCAAUACUGACUCGCCGCUUCGUUUCGUCGACAUUGCGAUUCCGUGCAACACGAAGAGUCUUCACAGUAUUGGACUCAUGUGGUGGCUUCUCGCCCGAGAAGUUCUCCGUCUCCGUGGUACAAUCGCCCGUGAAACUAAGUGGGACGUCGUUGUUGAUCUCUUCUUCUACAGGGAUCCCGAAGAGGCUGAGAAAGAAGAACAAGCGGCAAAGGAAAUCGCUCCGCCACCAAAGGACUUCACCAGUGCCGCCGAGCCGACAACGGCCGUUGAAACCAACUGGGCAACCGAGGUUGAAACUGCUGGAGCACCCACGGCCGAAGUUGUUGCCGAGCAAAGCGCACCUUUGCUCGCGUCCAUGGAUCACUCAGGCAUGCCUCACACCGUUGUGCCACCCCACGAGGCCGAUUGGGCAUCGCAGGUACCGGAAGAAUGGUCAGCAACACCCGCAGCACCAGCAGCUCAGAGCUGGGGCGCACCGGCCAGCGACAAAUGGACGUAACUUAUUUUCUCCUUGAAGCCCACGCGACGCGCCACUUUGUACUAAUGUUGUAAUAAAGUGAACGACAGACAAAAAA
Venturia canescens is the source of this 1189-nucleotide messenger RNA. It is a transcript of the gene sta, whose product is annotated as stubarista 40S ribosomal protein SA. The record is from RefSeq and is a predicted model, not a curated record. The coding region runs from base 166 to 1113 and encodes 315 amino acids. Gene Ontology annotation, cellular component: ribosome; cytosolic small ribosomal subunit; 90S preribosome. Gene Ontology annotation, biological process: ribosomal small subunit assembly; cytoplasmic translation. Gene Ontology annotation, molecular function: structural constituent of ribosome. The transcript has 5 exons. Lineage: Eukaryota; Metazoa; Arthropoda; Insecta; Hymenoptera; Ichneumonidae.